Molecule: messenger RNA, 723 nt
Organism: Phytophthora sojae
Lineage: Eukaryota; Oomycota; Peronosporomycetes; Peronosporales; Peronosporaceae
Exons: 1
Source: RefSeq, a predicted model, not a curated record
CAGAGAGCGCGGGUCAACCAGGCGCGGUACAAGAUGAGGCAGAAUCUACGCGCGACGAAACUCGCGACAAGCACCCAGCAGCUCCACAAGGAGAUCGCAGAGCUUCGAAUGCACCGCCACAUCGUGACCUCGAUGAUCCCGGCGACCAACACAAUCUGGAGCAUCGCGGUGGAGUAUCUUCGCCUCUUCCGUUUUGGCGUCCAGGCUCCAGAUGGUCCGGGCUCGCCCAAUACUGCUGCAGGAGCGCUGCGUGUGCAUGACGCUCGGGUGCAGCAGAGUUUUCUGAAUGCGACCACGACGCCAGACCUGACAGACGGAACAUUCUACGGCAUCGAAGCGUUCAUGCAGAGCUGGAUGCAGAUGUCCGUCUGCAUCCCCAACUUGGACAUCCAGCUCGUUCAACUGGAAAAUGGUCCUCGAGGCUCGUUGAUCGCCACCGUUGAGCAGAACGUGACCGUCACCCGAGACAUGCUGUACUUCGCCUUCCCGAACCUGUUCGCAGACCAAGGCUUCCAUCUCCCGAGCAAGCUUGUAGGCCAGCAGUUUGUGCUGCGUGCUUUGGUCGUGUUCGACUGGGAUGACGCGAGCAAUCGUGUGUGUGGCAUCCAGUUCAAGACCGACCUGCUGACGCCAAUGCUGCGCAUCUUGGGCAGUUUGGAGGACGUGUCGAAGAUGUUCGAAAACACCCGGCUUACUCCCGAGUGCGGACUCUCAAUGGAUUAA